AUGUCGACUCCCACUCUCAUCAACCUUCCUCCCCCGCCAUCCGAUCCGGUCACGCCGUCGGAAAUGGGACCGGGCACUCCAAAUUCAGGUACCACGUCACUGUCGGCGCUGUCAACCACCGCCAUAAAAGAUGGCCAUCAGGGCCAGAUCCAUCCGCACAGUCACCACGCUCAUCAUUCAUCGUCUGCGUCUGGAACAUCGACCACCACUCUAGAUGCGGAACGCGCUGAUCGCAUCUCCCGACUGGCUGGGCUGGAGCGCGUGGCUGCUGCUCGCGCUGGCGCUGUUCAGGGCAGCGGCAUGAAUGUCAACACGCCGUUCCCUGCGCACCUUCAAGGGUACUUUGACAACUAUCCUCACAUCAAGGAGAGAAGCACUGUCGGUAGUGCCAGCGCAACGGGCAGUGUGGGCGGACGUACAACCUGGGCCAGCGGUAGCGAUGCGUUUGACCCGGACAAGAUGAGCGAGGACCCCGAUGAUGGCGUCUCAAGCGUCGGUGGUAUGAGUGAUGAAUGCAAUGCCAGCCUGGUCGGCUUUGGAGAAGGCGCAAGCAGCACUAUUAGUGGACCUGUCUCGAACGCUGCCCUGAGCAGGAUGUCCUCUGGCGGACGGCCCAAUUCGCUGGGCAGUCCAACGGCCGCCCGGUCCAGCUUGAUGGCUUCUUAUUUGCACGGCAGCGCCAGUCCCUUGAGCGGCGUGGUCCCUUCGUCUCCAUCCGUCACCGGAUCCAACACGCCGGAGGCCUCUGCGGACGCGCGCAUGGUCGACGGGAUGACUUACGAUCCGGACGUAGUUGACACGACCGUUCGCACUCCGCAACUGGUGUCUCCUCACAGCAGAACCACCAGUGCUGCGGGCUCAGAUCUGUCGGGCCAGGGCCCUCAGCGGCCACGGGCGGCAUGGGAUAGCGGGAGGUAG
Molecule: messenger RNA, 918 nt
Organism: Paecilomyces variotii
Lineage: Eukaryota; Fungi; Ascomycota; Eurotiomycetes; Eurotiales; Thermoascaceae
Exons: 2
Coding region: 1-918 (305 amino acids)
Source: RefSeq, a predicted model, not a curated record